AUGUUACUCACCGCCCUACCAAGUGAGCUGAUCCUGCAGAUCUUCGAGCAAAUCCCCGAUGCUCAAACAUUGCAGUCUCUUGCAUGCACUUGUAGCAACUUUCAGCAGAUUGCCGAGGUCUGCUUGUAUUCUCGCUUCCUUUUCACCAGACGCGAAUCUUUCAAGAAGCUCGUGGACUCUCUCAACAAGGACUCACAGCGAUACAAUCAUGUCCGUGAUGUGGAGCUCCGCUAUUCGACGCAGGCCUAUGAUUUCCUCAGCACAGAACCUAUGGAUCUCUGCGAAUUCCCCAACUUGCGAUCAUUUGUCUCUGAGAGCCCCUUCUGCAACGCUCACUCAUAUGUGGGCAGAAAGGAUGAAGGCAUAUGGAUUGCCGAUAUGAAGCAUUACCUGCAUGCUUUUGAGCGGGCGUCAAUACUCACUCCUGGCCCUGAGGACGGAACCUUGUCCAAACCUUUGAACAACUUGAAGUCAUUAACACUACACUGGACAGGAGGCUUGAAUGCCCGCUUCUGGACCACCACGCCGUCGUGUCCUAUCUUUUUACUCCCAAGCUUGAAGAAAUUGGAGAUCUCUUGCGUAAAGAUAAAGGCCUCGGAAAAUGACCAGGCCUUGCAACCCUUCGCAUAUCGGACAAACCUUGAAGAAUUGACAUUUACUGAGAGCCUCGUAACAACGGAAGCACUGGAACGCAUUCUGUCGUUGCCCAAGUCUCUUCGUAGCUUGACUCUCCAUGAAGUCUACCGUCACAGAUUCAAUGUGGGAACAGGCGACUACAGACAUCCUUUGGAUAACCUGGACGGAAUGCUCCGCGCUAUCUCCCAGCAAUCUGACAACCUACGAGUGCUUAAUAUUUUCGGCCCAAGUGUCAACGAUCUUCAGAUUGCUCAUCUUGAUUUGUCAACCUUUGCCUGCCUUACGCACCUGGGAUUGCGCAACACCUACAGAUACAGGCUUGAACAGCCACCACCAUCUCUUACCACAUUACGCAUUGAAGACUUCGCUGCCACAGCAAUGACUACGAGCAGACUAGAUAGCCUUUUAUCCGAAGUCAACAUCGUGGACUGUGUGGCGAACUGCGCAAACCGCCAAGAAACAUUGAAAUUGGAUUUGCGGCUACAAGAUGUCGCCAUCGUCAUGUUGAUUGGAGGACAUGGGCCAGAUGCGAGUCGGCCGCUGCGAGCGUUUGUUGACAACUUUGUCCAAGAGAUUGGGAAGCGCGUCGAGAUGCGGCAAAAUCGACACCUCAGUAGCUAUGGGACAAUUUCUCCUGACGCCCCCCAAACGUCGAUUUCUGCACCCUCGCCUCGUCGAACUUCUCCCUUGCGCCUUAGGCUGUUGACUGCAAAGCGCAUUAGAUACAUGCCUCCAUAUCUGCACACAGAGAAAAGGCCAAAAUGGGUGGUACGGUACGAUUCGGGCAUUCUUGCCCAUCCGUACUAUGAUGAGACCGGUGAUUUGAUUGGGAGUGAAAGUAGCGAAGAUGAGGAGAUGAACGAGAUUUUCAUGGCCCAUUGA
Messenger RNA from Neoarthrinium moseri, 1518 nucleotides. RefSeq lists its product as uncharacterized. Gene Ontology annotation, molecular function: protein binding. The transcript is spliced from 2 exons. Lineage: Eukaryota; Fungi; Ascomycota; Sordariomycetes; Amphisphaeriales; Apiosporaceae. The record is from RefSeq and is a predicted model, not a curated record. Bases 1 to 1518 code for a protein of 505 amino acids.